Messenger RNA from Opisthorchis viverrini, 447 nucleotides. RefSeq lists its product as hypothetical. NCBI's taxonomy places the organism in Eukaryota, Metazoa, Platyhelminthes, Trematoda, Opisthorchiida, Opisthorchiidae. The coding region runs from base 1 to 447 and encodes 148 amino acids. The transcript has 3 exons. The record is from RefSeq and is a predicted model, not a curated record.
AUGACCCUUCAACAGAUCGGACAGUAUUAUCCGGAUUGCUACAUUAAACAAGGGCAGGUCAAGCACGACCCGCUAAUCCAACUUCACGGCUAUGAAGCAUCCCUUGACCAGUCUGAAGACACCAGCCUUGCAACCAUAUUAGGUUUGCUAAUUAACCAGCUCAUUGGUGUCCAUAAAAAGAAAGUGCUGGAGGUGGGUCCUGCUAGCGUUGCCCGCUAUGAUAACAGCCUGAGAGUGGUGUUAGACACAACCGUGGAGGGAGAUUCUUUCAGGAACUCGUUUGGUGAGUCUGAUGCAAUUUGGGAGCGACGUAAACCAACCAAAAGUAAUAAUAAUGACAACCGUUUAGCCGUACUAACCUUUCGACGCCUGGCUGCCAUGCCACCCGAAGGAAGUAUGAGGGCUGAGAUUUUGCCGGGUUACCCCAGUCUAUACAGGAGCAGUUGA